AUGGCUGCCGUCACUCUUUCACAGACAGCCACGGCCUCGUGCCGUGCCACUUUCAGCUCAGUGAAGCUCGAGUCGAAGCUCAAGAGGUCCGUCAGCCUCGCCGUCCAGCCCGCCUUUGCCUGGAAGUCUGCUGGCGUCGCUUCGACUGCCUCGUUCAAGGGCGUCGGCUCGGUUGUCGUCCGAGCGGUCGCGGAGGAUGUGCAGGGUGGCGGAAACUACGGUGCUCCUCGCGAGAUUCCAGGCACCAAGAUCUAUGUCGGCAACUUGCCGUUCAACGUCGACAGCGAGUCGCUCGCUGAGAUCUUCCAGGAGGCUGGCGUCGUGGAGCUUGUCGAGGUUAUCUACGACAGGGACUCUGGUCGCAGCAGGGGUUUCGGUUUCGUCACGAUGAGCACCCCUGAGGAGGCUCAGUCUGCCAUCGAGAAGUUCGACGGCUCAGAACUCGGCGGCCGCAUGCUCAAGGUCAACAUGCCCGUUCCCCGCGGCGAGCGCGAGAGGGGUGCUCGCAACGAGAGGCCACGUGGCGACAGGCCCCGUUUUGGCGGUAACCAGGGCAACAAGCUUUACGUCGGCAACCUGUCGUGGGGCAUGGACGACAUGGCUCUGGAGGAUCUGUUCGCUGAGUUCGGCAAGGUGCUCGAGGCCAAGGUCGUCCUGGAUCGCGACUCCGGCAGGUCCCGAGGGUUCGGCUUCGUGACCCUGUCGAGCGACGCGGAGGUGCAGGAGGCGAUCUCGAACCUUGAUGGAGCUGAUGUUGAUGGCAGACAACUGCGGGUCAAUGUCGCUGCUCCCAAGGUUUGA
Molecule: messenger RNA, 801 nt
Organism: Closterium sp. NIES-65
Lineage: Eukaryota; Viridiplantae; Streptophyta; Zygnematophyceae; Desmidiales; Closteriaceae
Source: the annotation of a GenBank genome assembly